Messenger RNA from Teleopsis dalmanni, 2960 nucleotides. RefSeq names its product F-actin-monooxygenase Mical-like. Gene Ontology annotation, molecular function: FAD binding. The transcript has 4 exons. The coding region runs from base 193 to 2430 and encodes 745 amino acids. The record is from RefSeq and is a predicted model, not a curated record. NCBI's taxonomy places the organism in Eukaryota, Metazoa, Arthropoda, Insecta, Diptera, Diopsidae.
AAUAGGUUACAAAAAUUUCUCCGAUAAAAUUUUUUGUCAAAAUUAUUCCAUAAAAGUUUUUUGUCAAAAUUCUUUUCUUUCAAAAUAAAAUUGAAAAUAACGUCGAAUCAUUCACCUCACUUCUAUUUAUCGGCUUCCAUAAAUUUUCGUUCAAAUAAAUUAUAAGUGAAAAUCCACUUAUUAAUCAAAAAAAUGAAUACAUCUGAGGCGUAUGCAACUAAAUUGUUCGACGAAUUUUGUAAUGCAACUACCUCGCAUCAAAUUUUUGGCAUACAUAAACAAAUCUGUGAUGACUUCUAUAUUCGCCCUUCAGUCAUUAACGAAUUUCUCCCAAAGAUAAAAAAAAUCUUUAAUUCAUGGAAAGCGAGGAACUUGUGGAAUAUAUUGAACGUGCGAACUGACCACACUGUAUACGAAAAUGGAAAUGCUUGCAGUGGGACACGAGUAUUAGUCGUAGGUGCAGGACCCUGCGGUUUACGUACGGCUAUAGAAGCCCAAAUGCUGGGAGCGAAAGUCGUUGUAAUAGAAAAGAGAAAUCAGAUAACGCGUAAUAAUGUGCUUCGCCUGUGGCCGUUCGUAAUAACAGAUUUACGCAAUUUGGCUGCAAAAACUUUCUAUGGUAAAUUCUGUUUGGGGUCCAUUAACCACGUCUCAACACGGCAACUGCAAUGUAUAUUACUUAAAAUAGCCCUGUUAUUAGGUGUUGAAGUACAUGAUUGCGUCGCUUUUGAAGAUCUGAUUGAGCCCUGUGGGGAUGGUUGUGGUUGGAAAGCAUCUGUUGUGCCAAAAAAUCAUGUUGUCUCGCAAUACGAAUUCGAUGUUCUAGUUGGUGCUGCUGGUACACAAUUCAUUCUAAAAGACUUCACAAGAAAAGCAUUAAGGGGCCAAUUAGCGAUUGCAAUAACUGCAAAUUUCGUAAAUCAGAGAACAGAAGCUGAAACCAGGGCUGAGGAGAUAAGUGGUGUGGCGAGGCCAUUCAGGCAGGCGUUCUUCAAGGACUUAUGUCGAAACACAAACAUUGAUUUGGAAAAUAUAGUCUACUAUAAAAAUGAAACGCAUUAUUUUGUGAUGACGGCAAAAAAACAAAGUCUGAUCGAUGAAGGUGUGAUUCUGAAGAAUUUCGUUGAUCCAGUAAAACUGCUUGCUGGUGGUAAUAUAAACAGAGAGAAACUAUACGAUUAUGCUCGGCGAGCUGCUGAAUAUUCCACACAUUACAGGAUGCCCAACUUGACAUUCGCUACAAAUCAUUAUGGUAAACCGGAUGUUGCUAUAUUUGACUUCACAUCAAUGUAUGCUGCAGAGAGCUCCUGUCUGGCGAAAGUACGUAAUGGCUUCCGACUUUUAGAAUGUCUUGUGGGAGAUAGUUUGUUAGAACCAUUCUGGCCGACAGGCUCAGGAAUAGCACGAGGGUUCCUGUCAAGUAUGGAUGCAGCAUAUGCUAUUAAAUUGUGGAGUGAUAAGCGCAAAGAUAUAUUACAAGUUUUGUCACAACGAGAAAGUAUUUAUAGAUUAUUAAAUCAAGCAACUACUGACAAUCUGCGACGCGACAUUAAUGCAUAUACUUUAGAUCCAGUGACCCGAUAUCCCAAUUUAAACCUCAAUGCUGUAAAAGAAUUCCAAGUAGAACAUCUUUUGAGUACAUAUGACACAGCUAUUUUGGAGAGUACAGAGAAAAUCGAUGUUAUUGAAUCAUUUGAGGUGGCGUCCGAUGAUUUGGAAGAACUAGAGGAAAUCGAGAUUGUUGAACCGUUUGAAAUGGUAGAAACAUUUUUGGAGGAACUAGAGGACGUCGAUGUUACUGAGUCGUAUGAAAUUGUUCCGACUUGCAGAAAGUCAAUAAGUACUACUGACAUAUCGUCAAUUGUCGAAUAUAUUCCUGCCGAAGACUCUAUUAUAGACGUUGCAGAGUUGCACGAUAGAUAUCAAGAAUCAACUGAACUUGAUAAUAUAGAAUUAGAAAGUGCUGUCAGAGAAAUUGAUGUUACAGAAUCCAUUGUUUCUAAAAGUAGUAGCGCUUAUAGAAUUGAUGAGAAAGUGAAAUAUAAAUCUGUAAGUUUGGUAAAUGAUUUAAUGGAACAAACACCAGAAUUUGUUGAUUCAUUGAAUGGUAUUCCUGAACAAGUUGAAUACAAUUCUUUGAAUUUAGAAAAUAUUUUUAUUGAACAAGUACCCAAAUUUGCGGACACUCUCUUUAUAAAUGAAGAACACUUUGUUGCUGAAAAGAAGGACUUAAUAUUCGGUGAUUUAAGUGACUUAAUUGAGCCGGACUUAGGUAUUGAUGAAGAAGACAUAGAAUCAAGUAUUGCGAACUUACCUCAAAAAUCAAAAUCUGGUUUAUACCAAGGAAUCAAGGAUAUUAUGGGAAUUUUGGCCAAACCAAUGGCAUUAUUAUUCUUUACUCUGUGUUGCGCGUACUAUAUGUGGAAGUGAGGUCUGGUUGAUUUUUGCGUUAAACCAUCUUUUUACGAGCAUAAUUUAAAUUUUUACUAUCAAUAAGAGACAUUUAUCAUCUCUAUAUAUUGCAUGCUGAGGUUCACUAAACGCAGAUAUCCAGUACUUAGUUAUUGACAAUGUAUUUGGUCAAUACUCAAUAUCACCAAUCUCAAAGAUGGCUUCAGUUUAAGUGAAUAACAAGCAGUUUCUUUUUGAUAUCUAAGUACAAAUACAAUCUAAUGCAUGAAUAUGGAAGUUCUUGAGAAGUUUGCGGAAAAAGAUUUGCUAACUAGUAUUGUCACUAUAAUUGGUUGUUGAAAGAAUUGUUCAUAGUAAUAAUUUUCAAUAGAAUUUUGAUUUUAAAUUUUUAUCACAAUAUUUUGGUAAAUAACAUAGUACAUUUUUUUUUUAUUACUUUAAUUUAAUUACUUUGUGUUCCUGUACAUAACUUUCAUUUCAAUUACAUCCUUUAUAAAUAAGCACAUAAAAAUUUUCGGACUAAAUUUAAGGAGAAAUAAACACUAUUU